Molecule: messenger RNA, 978 nt
Organism: Populus trichocarpa (black cottonwood)
Lineage: Eukaryota; Viridiplantae; Streptophyta; Magnoliopsida; Malpighiales; Salicaceae
Product: protein phosphatase inhibitor 2
Exons: 5
Coding region: 177-710 (177 amino acids)
Biological process (GO): regulation of signal transduction
Molecular function (GO): protein phosphatase inhibitor activity
Source: RefSeq, a predicted model, not a curated record
ACACGCCGUUAAAGGUAUGAAAGGGUAGUUUUGGAAACAGCAGGAGAGUUAAGAGAUGAUAAAAAAAACAAAGUAAAAGCCAAAACGAGCAAUCAAAAAAAUUGAUAGCAAAACGAAAGUCAGCAGAACAUUUCACAAACAGGUCAAUCUGCAGCUGUUUCGUAGCCGCCAAAAAGAUGAAGGGAGUAAAAUGGAACGAGGAUAAUCUUGGGGAAAUUGAAGCAAAUAAGCCUGUGAGGCAGAAAAUCACCGAACCCAAGACCCCGUAUCACCCCAUGAUUGAUGUCGAUGAUGAUUCUCUUUCUCCAAGGGGGGGCAGCUUUAAUGAGGUUAUUGAGGAUGCAAUGCGUGCAGAAGAUCUGCGGUCUGCAUUGGAUAUUAUGGCAUCCUCAAGUAGAAACCCAGCUAAACGAUCUAGUGGCUGGACAUCAUCCGAGGAUGAGGCUGAUCCUAUGGAACAAGAUGAAGAAGAUUCUGAAACGGAUAGAAGUUCAAGUUUUAGGGAGCUUAGACGAGCACAUUAUGAUGAGUUUCGGAAAGUGAAGGAACUAAGGCGGAAGGGUUCUUUCCUAGAGGACGAAGAUGAUGAGGAGAAUGGUGCUGAGAAGGAGGGCACUUCAUCAUUAACUGCUGGUGUGAGAGAUAUAGAGAUUGAAGAAGGUGCUGCAACUUCACAUAAAAAUUCUUCACCUCCAGCUAAUGGGGUUUAGAGGCUAUCAAACCAAUCUGACACUUGAGAGGCUGACAGUUUUGGCACUUUCAUGGUAUUUUGUUAGAAAACAAUAUGUAUCUUACCUUCGCUCAAGAACAAAGAUGUAACCUUUCCUGAUUUGUAUGUUUUCAUGUGUGAUUUUACUUGAAAUUUGUAAAUAGAUUUUGAGCCUUGCAUUGUCAAUUGUCAUGAGACAACUUUUUUGUUGCAGCUGCACCCUUGUUCUCCUCCAAUGGAAAUAAACAUGUGUUUUCUUUUAUGGAUAA